This is a messenger RNA of Bacillus rossius redtenbacheri, 3501 nucleotides long. RefSeq lists its product as uncharacterized. The coding region runs from base 862 to 2493 and encodes 543 amino acids. Lineage: Eukaryota; Metazoa; Arthropoda; Insecta; Phasmatodea; Bacillidae. The transcript has 2 exons. The record is from RefSeq and is a predicted model, not a curated record.
CAAGUAAUAAUUUGAAAUACUACAAGAAAGAUAUUGUAACGUUUGUACAACACAUGCCUAUGGUUAUUUUUGCAUACAUGAAACACAUUUUUUUCUCUCGAUAUAACUGUCAGCAUAAAUGAAUUGGUCCAUGCAAAAAGGGCUUCAGUCCAUUUUUUCCGCAAUUCCAGUUUGAAUAUGCAACAUUACCUAAGAAGGUAGAUACACAUUUCUACGCCAAAAAGACUUCAGUCCAAUGCACUGUUACCGUAGUAACAGACUGUUAAUUUCACUGUUCCAUGCAGCAAGGGCUUCAGUCCUGGACUGAAGCCCCUUUUGCAUGGAAUAAAGUUUGGGAAUUUUUGUUGUAGCGGCGCACUAUUGAAAUAUUCUGUGACAUUAUGUUUCCUAACCUGUUAUUCAAAAUGUUUAUAACAAAAGAAUGUUGAAUAUGCAGUUUGUUUGUUAAAUGAUGGUAAAUUAGUAAGUUUUAUACAAAGAUAUUGUUAAAUAAUGUCAUCAGAAAGUGAAGGCACAGACAAUGUAGAAGAAAGAGGUAUAAAGAGGAAAAGUACACCAUCUUCUUGGAAAAGAAAUAUAAGAAAAACUGCAAGAUGUAAAGGGGAGGAAUACCUAACCUCCAAAGGCAAUUUGAUUCCAGCCAGAACAACAGGACCUCCAUGCAGGUAGGUCUAUAACUACCAAUGUUAUCUAAAGCUUGUAUUUGUUAUAUACAUUACAAUAUUAGGCACUUACUUAUGUAUUUCUGAUAUCAAGAGAAUUAGUUUUAGUAGGCCUAAAUCUCUCAAUGCACUAUAUAUAUUUCCUUUAUUUUCCAACAAUCACAAAAAUAUUUAUCGUUUUGUUUUCAGAUGUCAGAGAAUGAAGUGUUUUGAGAUCUCAGAUGAUGAAGCUAUUGAUGUGCUAAGACGUUUGCAUGAUUUGCCUACAAAAAAUCAACAAGACACAUUUAUUCAAUCUCUGAUUGAUAUACAUGAUGUUGAUCGCCGUCGACCUCGGAAGAAAGAGGGGGCAAGAAUUGUUGACAAAGUUUACAAAUACUAUGUUAUUAUAGGCCAUGUAAAGAGAGAGGUAUGUUACAAAGCUUUCUUAUCAUUGUUUGCUAUUACUGAUAAACGAGUGAAGAGGAUUAGAAAACUUGCUUUAUUGGGCAAAAGUCCCGUUGAUGAAAGAGGGAAAACAUCAAGUGCUAACACACUUCCACCUGAAGUUCGGGAAAAAAUCAGAAACCACAUUCUUAGCUUUCCAGUUAAAUGCACAAAAUACACUGGUAAAACAAAAUCAUAUCUCGACGCCAGACUGUCUGUAAAGUCCAUGUAUAAUCUAUUCAAAGAUAAAAAUCCUGACAUUAACUGCAGUUAUCAGUUUUUCAUUAAGUUUUUCAAUGAAAACUUUUCUCUAUCAUUUGGCAGACCCCAGGUUGAUUGCUGCUGUACUUGUGAGGAGUUAAAACUUAAAAUUAAAAGCCCUCACAUAAAUGAAGCAGCCAAGAGGUGUGCGGCAGCGGAACUAAUGAUUCACAGAAGGAGGGCAAAGAAGUUUUAUAAUGAACUUAAAAAAGAACGAGACUGCAAAACUGAACCACACGUUCUGUCCAUCUGUAUGGAUUAUUUGCAAAAUAUUCAAUUGCCACGAAUCCCAGUUCAAGAGACUUUCUAUAUGAGGCAGUUAACAGUCAAUGUUUGCUGCAUACAUAACAUAAAGGAACAUAGUGCUAUGUUAUACCUUUAUCAUGAGGGUACUGCCAACAAAGGCCCAAAUGAAGUGUGCUCACUUUUAACGGAUUAUUUGAACACGGUUCCUCCAGAAAUUAAGGAGAUAAGGAUUUUCUCUGACAACUGUUCUGGCCAAAACAAAAACCACUCACUGGCACGUUUGUUAUUGGCUUUAACACAAACUGGUCGAUUUAAUAAAAUAGAACAGUUCUUCCCCAUCAGGGGUCAUUCGUUUCUCCCCUGUGACCGAGAUUUUCCAAUGAUUAAAAGACAGCUGAGGAAACAUGACCGUUUAUAUUCCUUAAGAGAAAUCACUGAAUUAGUAAUCAAGAGCAGUAAUAAUAAUAAGUUUAUAGUGACACAUGUGAAAUCGGAACACAUAUUCGAUUACAAAAAUUGGUGGCCUCAAUAUUACAAAAAGUCUGUCGUUUCAGAAGAAACGCGCCCGAGAUCAGUUCCGAAAGAUGAUAAGCAACAGUUUGGCAUAAGUUCCUUCAUGCAUUUUUCUUUUAGUCAAGAAAUGCCUGGAACAAUUGUUGCACGAAAAUUUAUCAAUGGUAUGGUACUACAUACUUUUUGUUUGCGGCAAGCAAUGACGAACCCCGAAUUUCCACCAUGCAUUGCUUAUCCAGAAGGGAAGGUCCCCAUUAAAAAAAAGAAACUAGAUGACAUACGAAAACUUCUGCCCUAUAUUCCCGAGGAGCAUAAACAAUUUUACAUUGAUAUUUCUAACUGGCCAACAGCUGAAAACAUUGAUUUGGAAGUACAAGAUGAUUAACUGGAGAACAUUGAUUUGUAGGUACAAGAUGAUUAACUAACUGUAUAUAAUUUAAUUUUUGACACACUGUACAUGAGUAAAUAAACUAAUAUGUAGUAAAAUAUAACAUAUUGUAUCUUCUUUUCUACCAUUUUGUUGGAUAAGAAACAAUUAAAAUAAUAUAUAUACUAAAAUAACAAUAAAAUAUAAAAGAGUGUUUAAUAAAAUACUUUUCCAUGCAAAAAUGGCUUCAGUCCAACAUAUUUUAUAAUUUUUUUUCGACAAACUAUAUACAAGAACAGUAAUAUAGAUAAUUCAUAUGAGUGGUGAAAUUGUUAGGUACCAUAUUAAAAAAAAGGUGUUAUUAUAUUAUUAAAAUCUUCUGGCGCAGACAGUUUUUUGUGUUUUUCUCAAAAACACUUAUUUAGGACUAAAGACCUUUUUGCAUGGAUCGAUUCAAAUGGUACAAUUAUUAGUCUCGUAUUUUAACAUCUUCUUGGCUGAAAGAAAUCAUUAAGAAUUCAGGGGUGUUCAGAUCGUCUGGAAUGCACUACUUAUAGUUCAUAACCACUUCAUGUUUUGCGUCACUUUGUGUACUACAUGGCAACUUGUGUUGCGUGUAAGUUCUGUGAAGAUUAAUUACAAAAAAAAACUGAAUGAGAAAGAUUUCCAAGCCAGGUACAGAUAUCCCAUGGGUGGGGAAAUUUCGAUAUCUGAUGAGAGUUUUUGAUCUUUCUUGGCCAUGCGCACUGUACGAGGUACGAGUAUUAUGAUUUUUGGCGUCUCCAUCAGUCACUCGUCUGAGAUCGGCAACUCGGACGAACGUUCUUGCCAAAAUAGGCCCUGUCGAUGGUAGAGCAUAGUCACGACACGUAUGUGGGGGUUCUCUUGCUCCAGUUUGCAACGGGAAAAAAAAUUGGCUGCUAGAAUUUACUUUAUGAAAAUCAGUUACCAAAUAAUAAUGUAUUUAUAACUCACGAAACUGUAAAGCGACAUUAAGAUUUUGAAGUUAAAAAAACCAAAACGUUU